GGUCGGGCCGGGCCCGGCAGGUUCCGCGAGCUCCCGGCAGACUGAGGGAGAGAGAGAGAGAAAGAGACAGACAGAAAGAGGAGGGGAGGAGGAGGAUUCAGGGAAUAGGAGCUGGGGAACCCAUCUGCGCCACAGGAUAAAUUCCAGAAGUGGAUUUACUGGAUAAAAGGGUAAUUAGAAGUCCUCUGGUAGAUGUUUUUCCAACAGUCGAGGGAGAAGUCAGUUGGUCUCUAGAUCUUGAUUCCUCUUCAAUUCCUGUUUACCAGUCAAGACUUCUAUUUGGUGAAAUCUGUUGUAUUGAGCUGGUGUCAUCUUUGAACCAUAACAAAAACAUGCAUUUUCAAGUAUCAAACAGAUUUGUGGAUUAGUAAAGUUCUUCUGAAAGGAAGUUCCUUUUGGUGAUACUGUCCAGUUUCUACAAUGUAUCAUUCCUUAUCUGAAACUAGACAUCCUCUGCAGCCGGAAGAACAAGAAGUAGGCAUUGACCCCUUGUCCAGUUAUUCAAACAAGUCUGGAGGAUAUUCAAAUAAAAAUGGAAGAAGAACAAGUUCUACCUUAGACUCUGAGGGGACUUUUAAUUCAUAUAGGAAAGAAUGGGAAGAACUAUUUGUAAACAACAAUUACUUGGCAACAAUAAGGCAGAAAGGGAUUAAUGGGCAGCUGAGAAGCAGCAGGUUCCGCAGUAUUUGCUGGAAGCUGUUUCUUUGUGUUAUUCCUCAAGAUAAAAGUCAAUGGAUAAGUAGAGUUAAAGAGUUAAGAGCAUGGUACAGCAACAUUAAAGAAGUACAUAUCACAAACCCAAGGAAGGUUGUUGGCCAACAAGAUUUGAUGAUCAACAAUCCCCUUUCACAGGAUGAAGGGAGUCUUUGGAAUAAAUUUUUCCAAGACAAAGAACUACGAUCAAUGAUUGAACAAGAUGUCAGAAGAACGUUUCCCGAAAUGCAGUUUUUCCAACAAGAAAAUGUGAGAAAGAUUCUUACAGAUGUUCUUUUCUGUUAUGCUAGAGAAAACGAGCAGUUGCUUUAUAAACAGGGUAUGCACGAGCUAUUAGCCCCCAUAGUCUUCAUCCUUCAUUGUGACCACCAAGCUUUUCUACAUGCCAGUGAGUCUGCACAGCCAAGCGAGGAAAUGAAAACCCUCUUGAACCCUGAGUAUCUGGAACAUGAUGCCUAUGCAAUGUUCUCACAACUGAUGGAAACUGCUGAACCUUGGUUUUCCACUUUUGAGCAUGAUGGUCAAAAGGGGAAAGAAACUCUGAUGCCUCCCAUCCCCUUUGCCCGGCCCCAGGAUUUAGGACCAACAGUUGCUAUUGUUACUAAAGUCAAUCAGAUCCAGGAUCAUCUACUGAAGAAGCAUGAUAUUGAGCUCUAUAUGCACUUGAACAGACUGGAAAUUGCACCACAGAUAUAUGGAUUACGGUGGGUGCGGCUACUGUUUGGCAGAGAGUUCCCUCUGCAGGACCUCCUGGUGGUCUGGGAUGCCUUGUUUGCAGAUGGCCUCAGCCUGAGUUUAGUGGACUAUAUCUUCAUAGCCAUGUUACUCUACAUUCGAGAUGCUUUGAUCUCUAGUAACUACCAGACCUGUCUUGGCCUUCUGAUGCAUUAUCCACUCAUCGGGGAUGUGCACUCACUGAUUCUUAAGGCUCUGUUUCUUAGAGACCCAAAGAAAAAUCCAAGACCAGUGACUUAUCAGUUCCAUCCCAAUCUAGAUUAUUACAAAGCACGGGGAGCAGACCUUAUGAACAAAAGCCGGACCAAUGCCAAAGGUGCUCCCCUGAAUAUAAAUAAAGUUUCUAAUAGCCUGAUUAAUUUUGGAAGAAAGCUGAUUUCCCCAGCAAUGGCCCCAGGCAGUACAGGUGGUCCUGUACCUGGGAGUAACAGUGGCAACUCCUCCUCUGCUGCUUUCCCCACCAGGACCUCAGCAGAAGCCUUGAGGCAUCAUUUGCAACCGCAGCAGCAGCAGCAGCAGCAGCAGCAGCGGCUGAUGAAAUCCGAAAGCAUGCCAGUGCAAUUGAACAAAGGCGAUAUAGUUACAGGAAGCGAUGCUCAGGUUUCUGUUCCUGUCCAGACUCUAACUGACCUCCAAGGGCAAAAUUCUAAAAACAUCAGUUCAUCUCCAAGCAUUGAGAGUUUGCCUGGAGGAAGAGAAUUCACUGGCUCCCCACCUUCAUCUGCUACUAAAAAAGAUUCCUUUUUUAGCAACAUCUCCCGGUCCCGCUCACACAGCAAAACUAUGGGCAGGAAAGAAUCUGAAGAAGAAUUAGAAGCCCAGAUUUCCUUCCUUCAAGGGCAGUUGAAUGACCUGGAUGCCAUGUGCAAAUACUGUGCAAAGGUGAUGGACACUCAUCUUGUAAAUAUUCAAGAUGUGAUAUUACAAGAAAAUUUGGAAAAAGAAGAUCAAAUUCUGGUUUCCCUGGCAGGAUUAAAACAGAUCAAAGACAUUCUAAAAGGUUCCCUGCGUUUCAACCAGAGCCAACUGGAAGCUGAAGAAAAUGAGCAGAUUACCAUCGCAGAUGACCACUACUGCUCCAGUGGCCAGGGCCAGAACGAACAAGUUCCUGGAUCCACCAAGCAGGCUUCUGCAGAAACUCCUGGGCUCCCCGACAGAGGGGGCUCUGAUGACUUCAUCCUGGUUUCAAAAGAAGAUGAGGGGGGCAGUGCCAAGGGGCACUUCUCAGGUCAGGCUCAGCCUCUUCACACCCUCAAAAGCACAUCUGGGAAAAGCCGGACCCUGGCCUGCUCUCCUCUGGUGUUCUCAGAUCCCCUGAUGGGCCCAGCCUCAGCAUCCUCCAGCAACCCCAGCUCCAGCCCUGAUGACGACAGCAGCAAGGACUCUGGCUUCACCAUCGUGAGCCCCCUGGACAUCUGACCACAGGGACCCAGUCUCCCCCUCAGGGGCCUCCCUAGGGGAGAUCCCUCUGAAACCAGUGCUGCUUCCCCAGCAUGCAUUUGGCAUUGGUACAGCCCAUUGGAACCCUUUAGAAAGAAGCAAAUACACCUAUGUUCACAAAAAUGCA
Molecule: messenger RNA, 3016 nt
Organism: Marmota flaviventris (yellow-bellied marmot)
Lineage: Eukaryota; Metazoa; Chordata; Mammalia; Rodentia; Sciuridae
Gene: Tbc1d5
Product: TBC1 domain family member 5
Biological process (GO): activation of GTPase activity
Molecular function (GO): GTPase activator activity
Source: RefSeq, a predicted model, not a curated record